This is a messenger RNA of Limulus polyphemus (Atlantic horseshoe crab), 1410 nucleotides long. RefSeq lists its product as uncharacterized. NCBI's taxonomy places the organism in Eukaryota, Metazoa, Arthropoda, Merostomata, Xiphosura, Limulidae. The record is from RefSeq and is a predicted model, not a curated record. The transcript has 3 exons. Bases 348 to 1115 code for a protein of 255 amino acids.
GCACAGAGUGUAAUAGUAGUGCUAUAAGUUUGUUUGUUUUGAAUUUCGCGCAAAGCUACACGAGGGCUAUCUGCGCUCGCCGUCCCUAAUUUAGCAGUGUAAGACUAGAGGGAAGGCAGCUAGUCACCAUCAUUACCUACUGCCAACUCUUGGGCUACUCUUUUUACCAACGAGUGGUGGGAUUGAUCGUUACUUUAUAAUGCCCCACGGCUGAAAGGCGAGCAUGUUUGGUGGGACUUGCAGAGUCGAACUCCUUAACCACCUGGCCAGUGUUAUAAGAAUAUUGAAUAGGGUACUGCUUUGAGUGUUGAUAAUCAAAAGUUCAACAAAUUAGCAAAUUAUCAUGUAUGCCUGUACUCUGUAUGCCUGCCCUCUUACAAGGACAAUGUGAAAUGAGAUUUGGUGAUGAUGACAGUGAUGAAGAUUUAGAAGCAUUACGAUUAGCAGCACUACUGUCAAGAAAGAAAAGGCCAAACCCAUCAACCUUUGAGUCUCAUGCUCAGGGAAUUCCAGUAGUCACUAUUGCAAAAAACCUUUCUAUUGUCCAAAUCAUCAGUACAGGAAAUAUCCAUAUCACAAAAGACAUGGACAUCCAAAUUUUUUUAACAAGCCAGCUCAGGCCAAACCUGAUAGUAAUCAACACUGUUCCUUCAGAAGAUCUUUCUAAUGAUAGCGUGGCUACUAAAGAGCCAGACAAACAUAAGCAACUUUCCUCCACCCUGAACAAAACAGGUGGUGUCCUGUUGAUGGAGGAUCCUCAUCUCCUCAGUUGUCAGAUUCUAAAGGAAAAGUUCCUGAGAGGUUCAGUCAACUGGAAUCUGACUCAGAGAGUGAAUCAGAUGAGGACAAGCUCAGUACAGUGGAUUAUGACACAAAUUUACAAAGCAAGUCAAAUUACCAGAACAAUAGUAAAAGUUCAAGCUUUAAUUCUGUUCGAACAAUUGGACAUAAAAAAGUCAUGUAAUAGAACUAGAAGUUCAAGUAAUGAAUGGUCUCCAAGUAGUAGCUCCACAACUGAAGAUCAAAAAGUGAAUAUGAAUGCCAGAUCAGAGAAUAGCAGUGAUUCUUCAAGUUCUAAGUUCAGACAUGCAGUGGGUUCUAAGAAAAGUGUUUAAAAGAAAGAAUGUUUUAGACAAAAUAGAAUGGUGUUUCUCAAAUAUCAUCAAAACGUUGAAAAUACAAAGAGAGAAAAGAAGGAAAAAGAAAAUCUAGCAGCAUCUCUAUUACUGUUCAUGAUGGAGAAACAAAUGACUGCCUGUUCACAUGAGACUAGGACUACCAAUUAAGCCUUCUUUGCUCACAGGAUGCUCCUUGCGAUUUAAUGAACUAUUAAAGUGUUCAGAAAACAAGUCAAAGAAAAAAAGAGAAAGUGAAAUAUACAGAGAGUAGAAUGAACUGACAUAGAAAAAU